This is a messenger RNA of Pseudopipra pipra, 1746 nucleotides long. It is a transcript of the gene SLC52A3, whose product is annotated as solute carrier family 52 member 3. Gene Ontology annotation, cellular component: plasma membrane. The record is from RefSeq and is a predicted model, not a curated record. Lineage: Eukaryota; Metazoa; Chordata; Aves; Passeriformes; Pipridae. Gene Ontology annotation, biological process: riboflavin transport. The transcript is spliced from 4 exons. Gene Ontology annotation, molecular function: riboflavin transmembrane transporter activity. Bases 169 to 1551 code for a protein of 460 amino acids.
GAGCAGAGCAGAGCCAGGCUAUCACCCGUCCGCAUCCGGAGGUGGUGACGCGCCGCCUCACGUCACUGCUCCGGCAGCCAGGACUGGCUCCUGCCCGCGUGGUGCUGCCGGUUUCCCAAAGCGCACACAGCAGCGUCGCCCCUGGGCCCAGGGACCCAGCCCUGAGCCAUGGCACUGCUCACCCACCUCCUCGCCUGUGCCUUUGGCACAGGCUCCUGGGUGGCCAUCAAUGGGCUGUGGGUGGAGGUGCCUCUGCUGGUGACGGUGCUGCCGGAGCAGUGGGACCUGCCCUCCUACAUCACCAUCAUCAUCCAGAUGGCCAACGUGGGACCACUCUUCGUCACCCUCAUGAACCGCUUUCGGCCUGGCUUGCUGAAGGAGGUGGCUGUUAUCUACAUGGUCGUGUCUGUGGGUGUCAUAGCCUGCUUGCUCCUCUCUUUCCUCUGGAACCACACUUCCGUCAUCGCUGGGAAGUCCCACAGCAUCGCCUUCCUGAUCCUCACCUUCUUCCUGUCCUUGGUGGACUGCACCUCCUCCGUCACCUUCCUGCCCUUCAUGAUGCAGCUGCAGCCUCAGUACACAACCACCUUCUUUAUAGGCGAAGGGCUCAGUGGGCUGAUCCCUGCUCUCAUCGCCCUGGGACAGGGCUCUGGCAUCUCCAGCUGCGCCAAUGUCAGCUACGAGGUCAACAUCACCACUGGCAAUGAGACUGUGGAGAGCACCAUCUCCCAGCUGGAGACCCAGUACCUCCUACCCAAGUUCUCCACCCUUGUCUUCUUCCUGCUCAUGACUGCAAUGAUGCUGAUCUGCUUGCUGGCCUUCUUCUUCCUCAGCCGGCAGCCCAAGGUGUGGGAGCUCUCCCAGCAGCAGCUCUUUCCCGGCAACAUUGUGCUGAACUCAUUUGACCAGAUCCUUGAUGAGGCAGCUGACUCGCAACUGAGCAGAGGCUGCUCAUACUCAAAGGAUCCCAAGGGACAAGGGAACAUCCUGCCAGAGAAGGUCUCCUAUUCCCUGACCAAGCUCGCCUUCAUCUACCUCCUCGUCACCUGGGUGAGCGCCCUGACAAAUGGGGUCCUGCCGUCGGUGCAGUCCUACUCCUGCCUGCCCUACGGCCACACCACCUACCACCUGACAGCCACACUCAGCUCCAUGGCCAACCCCCUUGCCUGCGUCGUGGCCGCAUUCCUGCCCAGCAGGUCCCUGUUCCUGAUGGGCUUCCUCACCAUGGCAGGGACAGGCUUUGGUGCCUACAACAUGGCCAUGGCGGUGAUGAGUCCCUGUCCACUCCUCCAGCAGUCCCAGUGGGGCGAUGCCAUCAUUGUCCUCUCCUGGGUGCUGUUCACCGGGACGCUCACCUACAUGAAGGUGAUGGCCGGGGUGAUCCUGCGGAGCCACAGCCGCAGUGCGCUGGUGUGGUACGGGAUGCUGGAGCAGCUGGGCUCCCUCCUCGGGGCACUGCUCAUGUUCCCCCUCGUCAACAUCUACAGCCUCUUCAAAUCCGCUGACUACUGCAGCCUGCACUGCCCAGUGGGACGGGCACCCCAGGGCUGAUCCUCCUGCCAGCACAAACUCCCAAAACCAGCGAGGCUGGGUGGCUGGGAAGCAGUGCUGGGACUGGGAUGGCUGCAGGCAUGUCUCCCCACCAGAUUCUGCCAGGUCCCCAGGCAGCAGCAGCUCCGGGGCUUUGUCCCCAGCCUGGGUACAGGGUGUCCCCAUCACAUGAAAGCAAUAGAAAGUGUUUGCUCA